Necator americanus (New World hookworm) is the source of this 1614-nucleotide messenger RNA. RefSeq lists its product as uncharacterized. The transcript is spliced from 14 exons. The coding region runs from base 1 to 1614 and encodes 537 amino acids. NCBI's taxonomy places the organism in Eukaryota, Metazoa, Nematoda, Chromadorea, Rhabditida, Ancylostomatidae. The record is from RefSeq and is a predicted model, not a curated record.
AUGACCGAACGAAUUGGUGAAAGGAACAAAGGUGCCACUGAUGAUAAUAUAAGUCAGCUAAAGCGAUCUGUUACUAAGUUGGCUGAAGGAAUCCAGAAAAUUGGUGUGGUUCUUGGCGCCGCCCAGAGUGACACUAACUCAGCAGGAAAAACACAAGCAUAUCAAGCUGUAAAGUCAAAAUUGAUGGAAGGAAGCACAAAUUCACCUAUUAGUAGCACGCAAUGUACCAAAGAAUCUAAGAAGAGCAUCGACAACCUCAGUACUGAUCAGCGCAUUACUAUGUCUGCAGAAGAAAAAAAAGCACAAAGAGCAAGUAAAGCAGCAGAAAAAAGAGCACGGGCUGAAGCUGCAGCAGCGAAGAAAUCUGCGACGAUAGCGCAAGGUGGUGCAAAAGCUGAGUUAAAAGAUCGAAAACAGCAACUUGAAUGUGUGCGUAAUCAGGAGCUGAAACUUGGGAAAGGUCGCAGUAUUCCCGUAGAAGCCGCAAUAAACGGUUGUGUGAAUCAUUCACAGAAUGAAGUCGCCUCGCAUACUCCAGGAAAGUCAGCGCUCCGCAUCGAUGCAAAACAUCAAACUGCACUUGAAGUCAAAUUUGAUCUUUGCGCCAAUGUUGUGAAGACACCUUCGGACGAGAGUAUAGGGAGUGAUGUUCCCAUCGGGCCGAUCACAGAAUGUCCAGACCCACCAUCUACUGCUCAUAUCCAUCCGGCAUUUCUCAACCUGGCUGUACGUUGUGAACAGGGAAUGAUCGAUGAAGUGGACACGUUGUGUCUAAGCUUCUUAGCUGCUUUCAAGGAGUAUCUAGCUGAUUGGUCAUCACAACGUCAGAAAGAGUUCAAAGAUCUGUCCUCACUGGGUCACGAUUUGGACCUUGCUAUUCGACCACAGGUCGCCCACCUUACACAGGAAAGUCGAUGGCCUCUUCCGUAUGCUCUCGGCAACAUUGUGCGGCAGCUGAAAAAGGAAAUAAUGAAAAUUGGUAGCACUGAUGGAAGUGGGCAUGUUCAAGGGAUUGAAGAUAUCAGGAAAUGGCUGGACGAUUGUGAAGAAGAAUACUUUGGCAGUGCUUAUCGCGCUAUUUCAGGCUACCUUUUAGGUAAAAUGAAGACGGCACCAAACGUUAUCACAUAUGAUUGGUGCCCAUUAGUGAACAAAGUUCUGUUAGACUCUAUAGAAAAUGGAUCCCAAACAGUGUUCACAGUGGUGGACCCGGAAAUUGAGGGUAGAGGACUACGCCACAUCAGAUCAUUUGUGGAACGCAAUAUUCGUUGCCGGUAUACAGACUUAAACUCAUUGGGAGCUGUUAUGAAAAAUGGUUCCAUGGUUCUUCUUGGUUGUGCUGCUGUUCUUUCCAACGGUUGUGUGGUUGCCCCGAAAGGCAGUAUCCUACUCGCCCUUGCUGCGAAAGCAUUUAAUGUGCCUGUACUCAUUGUUUCUCAAACUUUUAAAUUUAUCGAUAAGGUUCAAGCAUGCAGCCGAGUAGCAUUGCUGGGACGCGAGUCACUGGAACUCGUACCGUCAGAUCUUGUUACAGCUAUCGUCACCGAUAUUCGAAUGUUGCCUCCAACGUCAGUCCCAGCAGUUCUUAAAGCCAAGGCGCUGGAUUUGGAAUAA